AUGGUGGCACCUAAGACGAAGCGUAAAGAACUGAAUUCCCCGGAAUAUGUGAAAUCGGAGUGGAAAGAUGGUGACCGGGAUGCAAUGGCAGAGCUACUCACGAGGUUGAAUUUUGACAAGGAGAGUUUCUUCAACGAGAUCUUGGUUAUCGUGAAGAAAAAAAAGUCCUACACUGUGGUGAUUGAUGAGGGAUGGCACAGCGAAAGUGAACUCAAGGAGUUAGGCUGGACUGCGGCGAAGAUUCAAGGGGCGAAAUCGAGAUGUAUGGCCCUGGGUGACAGUCACACAAGGCGAAACGCGUACGAUGGAGAACUUGAAUUCUUUGUGGUUUUGAGUGAAAAAGCCAAGAGAACAGAGGAAAGCUCAUAUGAAGAAGAACAUAGGAAGCGACAGAAGGUUGAUCACGACCCCAGUUCCGAUCUUGGCACAAACUUCAGUGCACUGGAUGCUCGGGCAACGAGGGAAGCUGAAGAAAAGAAAAAACAAGUUGAAACACCACAGGUGACCAAGUACCUGCAGACGAAAGAAACUUUGAAGAAGUUUCUCACUUCCAUGAUGAGCAAAGCCGGAAAACUUCGCCAUUUGGUCCGUGACCUGAAGAAGAGCUACUGUGAUUCCGCUACAGCAACGUGCCUGAAGACCUUGGAGACGCACAUCGCUGAUGUGGACAAGCACUAUGAUCGCUGCAAUGAAUCGUGGGCCACAGGGGAGGUUGAGGAUUUUGGUACUGAAGAGUGGUACAAACAGGCCGAGCAGCGCAUGAAAGAUGCCACGUUUGUGUGUGCCAAGGCCACGGCAUAUGAAACCAAGAUCAGGAACGCAAAGAAGUACUAUGAGAAGAAGGGCCCAGCUGAGCAAGAUGAUGCGAUGGACCAUGAGUUGCCCAAGAAAAAAAAGGAAUCUGAAAAGGAUCCCAAGAAAAACAAAAAGGACAAAAAGUCCAAGAAAGACAAGUAG
Cladocopium goreaui is the source of this 957-nucleotide messenger RNA. Lineage: Eukaryota; Dinophyceae; Suessiales; Symbiodiniaceae. The record is from the annotation of a GenBank genome assembly.